GUCCUUAUUGGGGGUAGGUUUCUUUUAUGUUGACAAAUGAAUAGAACAGCUAGGUGAGAAAAUAAAAUAGAAUGAUGACUAAAGCAUCUUAAUUGUUUAGUAGGAACAAUGAAAUUUGUAUUUUAAAUCUCUAAAUUUGACUCUUUGCUUUCCCCCCUUUUUCUUCAAUAUCAAGAGCAGAAAUGUGCUUCAAGAACAGAAAUGUUGUGUGAAGAAUUCGGUUUGAAUGAUGCCAUAAAUCUUCAUGGCAAAGAGAAAGAGCUGGUUUGGAUGGGUAAAAAGGCUAUUCACUUCUGAGCCAAAGGGCAACAAAAAGCCAAACAAGUGGGGGUGGAGUUUUGGAAGGAUCAAGCAGAGACAGUAUCCUACAAUUACAGCUCCAAAUAAGACAUUGAUUGAAGCAAGUGCAGAACAGAGAAAACAUGCUUUAACUGUGGCUAUUGCAACUGCAGCAGCUGCUGAAGCUGCAGUUGCUGCUGCACAUGCUGCUGCUGAGGUUGUCAAGCUCACGGGUGCUUCUCGUUCUUACUCAUAUCUUUCCAAGGGAGACAGAAGUUUAGCUGCCAUCAAGAUCCAAAGCGCAUACCGUGCACAUCUU
Messenger RNA from Vigna umbellata (rice bean), 598 nucleotides. NCBI's taxonomy places the organism in Eukaryota, Viridiplantae, Streptophyta, Magnoliopsida, Fabales, Fabaceae. The record is from RefSeq and is a predicted model, not a curated record.